Molecule: messenger RNA, 2937 nt
Organism: Polypterus senegalus (gray bichir)
Lineage: Eukaryota; Metazoa; Chordata; Cladistia; Polypteriformes; Polypteridae
Product: protein MB21D2
Exons: 2
Coding region: 391-1905 (504 amino acids)
Source: RefSeq, a predicted model, not a curated record
UCAGUGCCGAACAUCUGGGCUGAGCCACUGAUAGAGCAAGGGGAGGAGCUCGGACGGGGGCUUGCCCGGCCCUUUAAUUGUGCGCAACGCUGUGGGCGAAAAACGAGGGGCGAAGUGGCCGCUUGUUGAUUCCGCACUGUUGAGAUUUACCAGAUCUUCUUUACUUUGCCAGAGGCAGGUAGACGCAUCUGAGCCCAACGCCGAAGCCCAGGUAAUUAUUAGCAGUGCUGUUCGGGUCAACGUACUGGAGGAGGGGACGACGAAUCACCGCCGAGCUGCGUUUCUCGAAACGGAGGAAGGAAAGCAAAGAACCGGAGGACUGGCGAGAGCAGCCUGCGCUUCUCUCUGCUUGUUCUCUCCUCCCGUGUUGCGGAUUCCCUUUCGUUGAAGAUGGCGGCCCCGAUGCUCUCCGGCAGGACAGGAUCUGUCAGUAACUCGGCUAUGAACACCGGACUGAACAACAAUAACAAGCCGGUCGGCGGCUUCCCGGAGCUCGACUUCAGGUCUGGGGCGCGCAUGGAGGAGCUCAACCGGCUCAUCCAGGAGUUCGGCAAGCACGAGCAACGCGAGUACGAUGAUCAGCGGGCUCUGGAGAUCCAUACGGCCAAGGACUUCAUCUUCUCAAUGCUGGGUAUGGUUCAAAAACUGGACCAGAAGCUACCAGUUGCUAAUGAGUACCUGUUACUUUCGGGAGGGGUCCGAGAGGGUGUGGUGGACAUGGACUUGGAUGACCUCAACAUCUAUGCUAGGGGCACUGAUUAUGACAUGGACUUCACUCUAUUGGUCCCUGCACUCAAGCUUCAUGACCGCAACCAGCCAGUGACACUGGACAUGCGCCAUUCUGCACUUUGCCACUCUUGGCUAAGCCUCCGUCUGUUUGAUGAGGGGACCAUAAACAAAUGGAAGGACUGCUGCUCUGUAGUAGAUCAUAUCAAUGGAGCUACGAAUUACUUCUUUUCGCCCACCAAAGUCGCCGACUGGUUUCAUGACUCAAUCAGCAUGGUGUUGGUGGAAAUUCAGAAGAAGCCUCAGCGGGGAAUGCCCAAGGUGGAGAAGGUAGAGAAAAAUGGGACAAUAAUCUCUGUUAUCUUGGGUGUUGGUAGCAGUCGCAUGCUCUAUGAUAUUGUCCCUGUUGUGUCCUUUAAAGGUUGGCCGGCAGUGGCUCAAAGCUGGCUGAUGGAAAACCAUUUUUGGGAUGGCAAGAUAACCGAGGAGGAGGUCAUUAGUGGCUUCUACCUUGUGCCUGCUUGCUCAUUCAAAGGGAAGAAGGAAAAUGAGUGGCGACUGUCCUUUGCCCGGAGUGAAGUGCAGCUCAAAAAAUGCAUCUCAAGCAGCCUCAUGCAAGCCUAUCAGGCUUGUAAAGCUAUCAUUAUCAAGCUGCUAUCAAGACCAAAAGCCAUUAGUCCCUAUCACCUGCGUAGCAUGAUGCUGUGGGCUUGCGACAGACUCCCCGCCAGUUACCUUUGCCAAGAGGACUAUGCUGCCCACUUCCUGCUUGGCCUGAUCGAUGACCUUCAGCACUGCUUAGUCAAUAAGAUGUGCCCCAACUACUUCAUCCCUCAGUGCAACAUGCUGGAACACCUGUCCGAAGAGACUGUGAUGCUUCAUGCUCGUAAGCUGUCAUCAGUACGGUCUGACCCCUUGGAGCAUCUGCGUACGGCCAUUGAGCACGUCAAAGCUGCCAACCGCCUGACUUUAGAUCUUCAGCGGAGAGGCAGUACCUCAAGCAUUCCUUCACCACAGUCAGAUGGCAGCGGUACCGCUGGAGACCACCAACCUGAUGACCGCCUUGCAAAGAAGUUACAGCAGCUGGUGACAGAGAAUCCCGGAAAGUCCAUUUCUGUGUUCAUAAACCCUGAUGACGUCACAAGGCCACAUUUUCGCAUUGACGACAAAUUUUUUUGAGACUGUGUAGCUUGCCGCAGUUGCUGGAAUUCUAUGUCUUUCAUUGUCUUACUUUGUCUGCUGUGUAUGUGUACACGUUUUUUGUUUUUAAUUAUUUUUUUCCUUCCUUUUUUAUGUCUCUAGUUCAAUUUCCAGCUGUACUGUUUAUGUGCUUGGGAUGAGAAAGUGUUGGUGAGGGGUGGCCUGUUAGCUUUGAAAGGAGAACUUAGAUGGACCUGAAAGAUGGAUGCAUAUUUAUGGAGGUCUGAGUCACACUUAUCCAUCACCUUCGUGGGAUUAAAGCUCAAGUUCCUCCCAAGGUGGUACCAUGUUUCUCCAAGUGACUUGGUACUCUGCUUUGAAGGAGCAACAACUCCCCCUUUGCCUCUAGGGCAGCUAGUGCACCUUGGUUUUUGGCACUGCACGGUUUAAAUAUUAAACUUAAUAGCUAAUGACUUAUGAUAUUUUUAGCAGAAAAGUCCUCAUCAAGUGCAAUCGGAAUACCCAUGAGAGGGUCAGUGCUGCCUCCUUUAUUGAUAUGACUCUUCACAAUCCUGAAUUACAUACAUACUGUAACUUAGCAAAUGGAUGGACCCUUUUUUUAAUAAUUUCUUGGUGCUUACAGAUUUAAACACAUGAUGGCCAGUCUGAACAAUCGAAAAGUAAGGUCUGCCAAAAUGGGGGCAGCAAAGUUCUCCUUUGCAAAGCAGCAUCCAUGUGUUGUUUUAUCAAAUGGGGAGAAAAGUGUUAAUGCAGGGUGUGUGAUACUUGCAACAGAAACUGAGAUGUACAUUUGACUUUUUUUUUAUUUAUUUGCAGAAGCUAAGCAUAAAGAUGUGCUUUUUUAUUAUGCAAGUUAAGUUAAUAAAGUCCACUGCUCUCAUAAAAUAUUUGUAUGUAUAUAUGCUAUAUCAAAAACCAUGUCUCAGAAUCAAUGUAUAUCUGCCAUCAUUUCUUCUGCCAUGGUGGACUGCUGAAGGUGUCUCACUCCAGCAUUAGUAGGGAAAGAAUGCUUUUUAUAUCUGUUUAAAAUAAUAAAUGGACUUCAUAACA